Molecule: messenger RNA, 429 nt
Organism: Aspergillus uvarum CBS 121591
Lineage: Eukaryota; Fungi; Ascomycota; Eurotiomycetes; Eurotiales; Aspergillaceae
Exons: 2
Coding region: 97-363 (88 amino acids)
Source: RefSeq, a predicted model, not a curated record
GGAAACAACCUCGAUGCAGUCGCAUCCCAGGAUCCCACCGAUGCCGGCAGCGUGAGCCCACCUCCCGCUCGAGGUGGUGUUCCCAUCCGUCAAUAAAUGAUCUCUCCCCCCCCCCCCGCCGUCUCUUCUCAUGAUCUCAUUACUUUCAUGUCAUCCUUUUACUUGAUUGCCUCUCUUCCUUCGUAUAUCUUUUGUUGGUUCCGUUCCGGUGGUCGGUGGUAUUUAAAAGAGUGUUCUGGCGCCAUGGAUUCCCACGUCACGUUGUUUCUUGACAUUCCGAUCUUGCUUCAGCCGCUCUGUGCGUCCACUAUGAGUAUCCAGCAUGCUAGCGCCAAGCGGAGUGUCUCAAUCAUCACGAAAUGACGUAAUCAGUCUCUUUUUUCUCUCUUCCACUUCUUUGUCUAUAUUGGAAGAUCGUCCCGGCUACGA